Haliotis rufescens (red abalone) is the source of this 8309-nucleotide messenger RNA. RefSeq names its product leucine-rich repeat protein SHOC-2-like. NCBI's taxonomy places the organism in Eukaryota, Metazoa, Mollusca, Gastropoda, Lepetellida, Haliotidae. The transcript has 19 exons. The record is from RefSeq and is a predicted model, not a curated record. The coding region runs from base 591 to 2432 and encodes 613 amino acids. Gene Ontology annotation, molecular function: protein binding.
CAAUAAUAUGCGCAUCGUUCAGAAGGUACUGAGAAGUCGGCAAUAUUUUGUGUGUAGGGUGAGCUUUCAGUCAGCACUUUGCUUAUGUGCAGUUUCUUUUCCACGAUUGAGGUGGCGAUGAGGUAAAAUGGUGUCACCGCGACUUGACUCGACACCGUCUGAGAAGAACAUUGGCAACACAGUCUCCUAAACAAUACGAUAUGGGGACUUUUAAGAAGUCGUAAUUUCUUCAUCGAUUUGAACUUAUGACGAUUACAAAGAACACCAAGGGAAACAGACUAGUUUGUAAUAUUGUCAAAUGCUACACGCAGACUUGAGAUAUGUCCUGAAGACAGCCUAGAGCAUGACAGCCCUGAUGCAGACCCUUGUCUCGAGAACAACUGCUCGUAUUUGAGACAAUUCAACACUUUGAAAAUAUUGAUCAUUAUGUAACUCUGACAGGCAUUAAAUAGUGUUCUGUCAUAACAACGCUGCAACCAAAGACCCACCCCAGAGACAGGAGAUAUAAUACCUAGGUGUACCAGUUGUCCCUGACUAGAUACUGUCUAAAUCACAUGUGUAAAUGAAGUGAACACUAUCAGUGAGUGCAAAUGUCUCGGAAGACCAACAAGGCCCAAGAUAAUUCAGUUGCAGCAGAACGACUAGCUGACUACAGAGGGGAGAGUGUCAUCCCCAUCAUGUCCACCCACGGAACCGGCUCCGAUUCACCAGACUUGGAAAGUCACCGCCAGGCACAGUACACUCAUGAUGGCUGUGACGACGUAGUCGCACCAAUGGACAAUGUUUCUAUCAGAGAACAAUUUCAAGCCAAAGAAAUUCCUAAGGAAAAGAAGGGGAGCCAGGGCUCCAUAGCUGUGGAGCCAGCAAACCCCAAGAAGCAGGUCAUGGUGAUCACGGGACAGAACAAAGCCAAGCCCACUGUCCCAGCUCGGCCCUCUGUCAAGGCAGAUCUGGAUAUUGCCAAAGAAUUCAAGAAGUGCAAGGAAGAGGGAGCAAAGAGGCUUGAUCUAAGCAAAUCUCAGAUCUCUGCCUUGCCCAGCAGCGUGAAAGAUUUGACUCAGCUAGUCGAGGUGUAUCUCUAUGGCAACCGUCUGACUGUGCUUCCGCCAGAGAUUGGUAAUCUAACAAACCUCCAGACGUUGGCCUUGAGUGAGAAUUCCAUCACCAGUCUGCCGGACUCGCUGGAGUACCUACGUGACCUGCGUGUCCUGGAUCUCAGACAUAAUAAACUGCAGGAGAUACCCAAAGUGGUGUACAAGCUGCACUCGGUGACGACGCUGUUCCUCCGCUACAACAGAAUCAAGCAUGUGGAAGAAGAGAUCAGUCAGCUGACUAAAUUAACCAAGUUUAGUUUAAGAGAAAACAGGAUUCGAGACUUGCCUCAGGGGAUUGGUCAGCUUGAGAACCUGGUGACCUUUGACAUUUCCCACAAUCACCUGGAGCACCUACCUGAGGAAAUUUGUCACUGUACAAAUCUGAACUCCCUAGAUCUGCAGCACAACGAGCUGCUGGACAUCCCUGAGAGGAUUGGGAAGCUGCGACUCCUCACACGACUCGGGUUGAGGUACAACCGACUGACCACCAUUCCCCGGUCUCUGGCCCACUGUGUACACAUGGAUGAGUUCAAUAUUGAGGGCAACAACAUAUCAGGCUUACCAGAGGGGUUGCUGUCUAGUCUGACGAACCUGACGAGCAUCACGCUGUCCAGGAACGCGUUGCAGUCAUACCCAUCGGGGGGGCCAUCGCAGUUCUGUUCAGUUUAUGCAAUCAACAUGGAGCACAACCAGAUAAACAAGAUUCAGUUCGGCAUCUUCUCCCGCGCCACUUCUCUGACCAAGCUGAACAUGAAAGACAAUCAACUCACAUCUCUCCCACUAGACCUGGGAACAUGGACAAACAUGGUGGAGUUGAACUUGGGCACCAACCAGCUGUCAAAGAUUCCUGACGACAUCCAGAACCUGCAGAAACUCGAGGUCCUCAUUCUCAGCAACAACUGUCUGAGGAGAUUGACAUCAACCAUUGGAAACCUCCACAAGCUGCGGGUAUUGGACCUCGAGGAGAACAGACUGGAACAGCUGCCUCCUGAAAUAGGAAACCUGCGUGAUCUCCAGCGACUCAUUGUGCAGUCCAAUCAGUUGACGUGUCUGCCGCGGACACUCGGGUUCUUGAAGAACCUGCAGUAUCUUGGCUCUGGAGAAAACAACCUGACAUCCUUGCCCAAUGAAAUAGGUACAUUAGAGAGUUUAGAAUCUUUGUACAUAAAUGACAACCCCGAGUUACACAGUCUGCCGUAUGACCUGGCCUACUGUGCCAACCUGCAGAUUAUGAGCAUCGAGAACUGCCCCCUCAGUCAGAUCCCAGCGGAAAUUGUCGCCAGAGGACCCUCUCUUGUAAUACAGUACCUGAAGCUGCAGGGCCCGUACUGCCCCUAACAUGGCUGCCGGUGGAGAAGCGGCCAGAUGGGGCGAGAGCCUGUUGCUGACUGUGUAUACCCCAGGGGCAUUUCAAUAUUGACUGCAGACCAACACCGCUGGUUGGUCCUAUACCCAAAGCUUAUGUUUCACGUUGGCAAGACUCUCCAGGAAAUGUGAAGAAUUCUGUGAUUAUUUCCCCUUGGAAAGUGCAAAUUGUCUCCCUUGGACCAGUGUUGACUUGGCUGUGUCGGCGGCAGGCUUGGGUGUUGUUCCCAUAAUGACAUGUAGAACUUGCUAACCAAAAUAUCAGUUGUUUAAUGAGGACACAGGGUCUGCGAGAGCUCGCUCAGUGCGGAUGGUGGGACGAGGUGGAUGGUGGGGCGAGGUGGAUGGUGGGACGAGGUGGAUGGAAGGGGCGUGUGUUGAUCGAAGGGGCGUGUGUUGAUGGCUCACUUGUACAGUCCCCUCCAGUUGACAGCAUAUUAUCUUCUAAAGUAUUACACCAUGUCUCUGUCUAAGGCUGUAAAGACUCGCCCAGGUAGCCAUGCACUGACAGGCUGUGUGCCGCGUUAUGACACUUGUAUCGGAGACUGUGCAACGGUAUGAUACUUGUAUCGGAGACUGUGCCGUGUUAUGAUACUUGUAUCGGAGACUGUGCCGCGUUAUGACACUUGUAUCGGAGACUGUGCAACGGUAUGAUACUUGUAUCAGAGACUGUGCCGCGUUAUGAUACUUGUAUCGGAGACUGUGCCACGGUAUGACACUUGUAUCGGAGACUGUGCCGCGUUAUGAUACUUGUAUCGGAGACUGUGCCACGGUAUGACACUUGUAUCGGAGACUGUGCCGCGUUAUGAUACUUGUAUCGGAGACUGUGCCACGGUCUGAUACUUGUAUCAGAGACUGUGCCGCGUUAUGAUACUUGUAUCGGAGACUGUGCCGCGUUGUGAUAUUUGUAUCGGAGACUGUGCCAUAGUAUGGUACUUGUAUCGUCAGACUGUGCCACGGUAUGAUACUUGUAUCGUGAGACUGUGCCACGGUAUGAUACUUGUAUCGGAGACUAUGCCAUGGUACGACACUUGUAUCGGAGACUGUGCCACGGUAUGACACUUGUAUCGGAGACUGUGCCACGGUAUGAUACUUGUAUCGGAGACUGUACAAUAGUAUGGUACUUGUAUCGUGAGACUGUACCAUGGUAUGGUACUUGUAUCGUGAGACUGUGCUACGGUAUGAUACUUGUAUCGGAGACUGUGCUACGGUAUGAUACUUGUAUCGUGAGACUGUGUGCCACGGUAUGAUACUUGUAUAGGAGACUGUACCAAAGUAUGGUACUUGUAUCGUGAGACUGUAUCAUAGUAUGGUACUUGUAUCGUGAAACUGUACCAUAGUAUGGUACUUGUAUCGUGAGACUGUACCAUGGCAUGAUACUUGUAUCGUGAGACUGUGUGCCAUGGUAUGAUACUUGUAUCCGAGAUUGGGCCACGGUAUGAUACUUGUAUCGUGAGACUGUACCAUGGCAUGGUACUUGUAUCGUGAGGCUGUGUGCCAAGGUAUGAUACUUGUAUCGUGAGACUGUACCAUGGUAUGAUACUUGUAUCGUGAGACUGUACUAUGGUAUGAUACUUGUAUCAUGAGACUGUGUGCCACGGUAUGAUACUUGUAUCGUGAGACUGUGUGCCACGGUAUGAUACUUGUAUCGGACACUGUGUGCCACGGUAUGGUACUUGUAUCGGAGACUGUGUGCCACGGUAUGGUACUUGUAUCGUGAGACUGUGACACGGUAUGACACUUGUAUCGUGAGGUUAUGUACCCACACAAGACAAUGUAUGGAAAAUAAAUAUGUAACGUGGUAUAAUUAAAUAUCUGUUUUCUGACUUUGUGUAAAAGAGUGCUCAAGCCAUUGUAAGUGUGACUCGGGUUUACUGAUUGUUCUGUUUGGGUCUCUGUAGUCCUAUCAAUAUAGGAUAUGACAAUUGUCAUGUAUUCAUGUUUUGUAUCCUGUAUCUUACCACAGUCGACCGAGAUAUGUUCUGUGACGUAUGUUGUUACAGCUGUCACUGCUUACUUCACUGGUCCUGCUUUGCAUCUUUGUUGAAACGGUAUGAAACAGCUGGGGCCGCGUUCCACUUUCAGUUUUCUGAAUUCAAAAGAUAAUUUGUGGUGAGAGCCGACACACGUUUUGGAGAUCCGACUCCUGUGGAGAAAUCCAGCUUGUUGAACGAACUCCUGUGCUAAGAUCUGAACCUGUGCUGAUAUCUGACACUUGUGGCGAGAUCACACUCCUGUGAUGAGAUCCAACUCCUGUGGCGAGAUCCGACUCCUGUGGCGAGAUCCGACACCUGUGUCGAGAUCCGACACCUGUGGUAAGAUCCGACUCCUGUGUCGAGAUCCGACACCUGUGGCGAGAUCCGACACCUGUGGCAAGAUCCGACUCCUGUGGCGAGAUCCAACACCUUUGGCGAGAUCCGACACCUCUGGUGAGAUCCGACUCCUGUGGCAAGAUCCGACUCCUGUGGCAAGAUCAGACACCUGUGGCGAGAUCCAACUCCUGUGGUGAGAUUGGAAACUCAAUGUUCACUGCAGCUCAUGACAUUUGGUGUAUGAUGACGCUUUCAUCUUUCGUUCCCUGCUUGUGUGGGAAGGUGUAACUAUCGCUGAAACAUCCCUGCUUGUGUGGGAAGGGCGUAUCUAUUGGUGGAAAACAUCCCUGCUUGUGUGGGAAGGGCGUAACUAUCGCUGGAACACAUCCCUGCUUGUAUGGGAAGGGCGUAUCUAUCGCUGAAACAUCCCUGCUUGUGUGGGAAGGGCGUAACUAUUGGUGGAAAACAUCCCUGCUUGUGUGGGAAGGGCGUAACUAUCGGUGGAACACAUCCCUGCUUGUGUGGGAAGGGAGUAUCUAUCGGUGGAACACAUCCCUGCUUGUGUGGGAAGGGCGUAACUAUCGGUGGAACACAUCCCUGCUUGUGUGGGAAGGGCGUAACUAUCGGUGGAACACAUCCCUGCUUGUGUGGGAAGGGCGUAACUAUCGGUGGAACACAUCCCUGCUUGUGUGGGGAGGGCGUAACUAUCGGUGGAACACAUCCCUGCUUGUGUGGGAAGGCGUAACUAUCGGUGGAACACAUCCCUGCUUGUGUGGGGAGGGCGUAACUAUCGGUGGAACACCCCUGCUUGUGUAGGGAGGGCGUAACUAUCGCUGGAACACAUCCCUGCAAGAUGAAUGCAGCUAAAUUGUGAUUCUCACCGGGCUCGUGGUGAUUCUCCCAAUCUUGAUGCUCUGUGCUACGAUACAACCAUCAUCCUGCUAGAUCAUGUACCAAUACCAAGUGAUACAAAUAUAUACCAGGUUGACAUGUAAAAUGGUACAUACCAAAAUUGUUACAUAUUAUGUUCCACUUGUGUGCACAAGAGGACUGAAGCCACUGUUGUAUUCUGAAUGUUUUAAUUGGGGUACUAUUUAUUUCUUUGGAAAUUUUCCCUUGAUGUGUCAUAUGUCUUGUUUUCAUGUAUCGUAUUGUUUUAUCAUAUCACAGACUUGACAUUGAGAUACGUAUUGUAUCAUCACAGGGCAUGUCGUUACUAUAAGGGUAAUGCUAUUUUUCAGGGCAUUAUUAUUUGCAGAAGCCUGAGGUCUUACUUCAACAGUAGUAUGAUAAUGCCCUGAAAAAUAGCAUUACUGCUAUCAUAGCUAAAAUGGAUAGAAUUUAUUAUAAAAAAACAACAAUAUCGGUUUUGAAACAUUUAUUGGAAUCAACACAACACGAGUACCACUGAUCCACUUUUACAAAUAUGACGUCAGCUAACAACGGGCGUGAUAAUGGCGUGUAUCAAUCAAUAUGAGGGCAUUAUCAAGUUACAGUGGCCUGCUCAUUUCUGAUAACAUGCGGGCGGUUUAAUGACAAUUCUGUCCAUUUUAGCUUUAAAGCCCCGUACCCAACACGGGCACUGCCUCCGACUGGAGCAUCCGGGUCGACAGGCUCCAGAGGGAGGGAGGUUCUCCUGGGAGGGGAGGGUAACGCCCCAGCAGUGCAGCAUGAGUGUGGAGUGAGCAUUGUAGUGGACACUUUGUUGAGUUAUUUCUGUAGGUAAUGACUGGUGUUAUGGAUGGAUUGUAGUGAAUUGAUCAGUUAUUACAAGUAAUGCCUUAACUAGUGCUCGUCAUAGAAUUGGGAUUUCAGUUAUUGGAAUCACGUCAGAUUUGUCCUUGGUCCUGAAGAUGGGGGGAUCUCACAAGAUGCUGGGUGGGUGGACCGGAUAUGGGAUCUGUACCUACUCAUCACUCAUGGGUGUUUGUUCUGGAGGUCUAGGUGUUGCAAGCACUGGUGAUCUAGGUGUUUGUGCAAGCACUGGUGAUCUAGGUGUUUGUGCAAGCACAGGACAUCUAGGCAUUUGUGCAAGCACUGGUGAUCUAGGUGUUUGUGGAAGCACUGGUAAUCUAGGUGUUUGUGCAAGCACUGGUGAUCUAGGUGUUUGUGCAAGCACUGGUGAUCUAGGUGUUUGUGCAAGCACUGGAGAUCUAGGUGUUUGUGGAAGCACUGGUGAUCUAGGUGUUUGUGGAAGCACUGGUGAUCUAGGUGUUUGUGCAAACACUGGAAUCCUAGAUGUUUGUGUAAGCACUGCAGGUCUGAUCGUUGGAAGCAUUUGGUUUGAUGAUGGCGUUAGCAAGACAUUUCUUUUGUCUGUCCUUGGUCCUCCUAUUCCGAUGUUGGCGUCUGUGACAACGGCCCACUUGCACAAAGCGAUCUUAGCGCUACGACUAUCGUAAGCCUAUGUAAAAGUAUGGGAGUUACGAUAAUCUUGGUGCUACGACUAUCGUAAGCCUAUGUUAAAGUAUGGGAGUUACGAUCAUCUAAGUGCUAAGAUUAUCGUAAGCCUAUGUUAAAGUAUGGGAUCAUCUUAGCACUAAGCUUUGUGCAGGUGGGCCCAGGGCUUCCCCUGAGUAUGGCCUGGUAGACAGUCUUCAUAGUACUAUGUUGUAACCUGCUGUUUUCAUAAUGCUGUCUGAUUUGGUGUUUGGUAGUGCAUGGUACUAUCUCUAUGUCAGGUUCUGGGAUAAGCAAUGAAUAUGUUGUCUGCUCCAGAUCACUGAAAUAAAAGAAAUUAGGAUUUUUUGUUUGUUUGGAUGUAGAUGCUCUGAAGCUGAUACACUUUCUUAAACAAAAGUUGUUGAAACUGUUUAGAAGAUACAAUUAUAUAUAUUAUUUAUAUAACUGUGAGGAAAGUGUUACCAGUUGGAACAUUAAGAGGGUAAGAGGGAGGAUGGUGCUCCUAUAACUACGUGAGUUGAGUCAUUGUUUGAAUAAUGUCAUUAUCUAUAAGUGCUACAGUAUCAUAUCAUUUUCAAAACGAUUCAUUUCAUUCUUUUCACAAUCAUAUUUUCUGAAAGACGACAAAAUUGAUUGUGAUAUGACUGACAAAACACUGCGUUAGAAACGACCCGCUCGUCUUGGUGCAAUUAAGAUAGGGUCACCCAUAUAUCUCCUCAGCCUGGUGCAUGUGUCGCAACAUUUGGUACGGGUUGGCGAUCAGAUUAAAUAGCAGUCUGUAAUAUAUCCUUACCAAAUGUUGAGCACUGUAUAUUUUACUUCUUAAGAUGUUGUCCUUGGACGAGGUAACUAAGGACAGAUUAAUGUGCAAGUGUUCCACCCUGUGCUCGGUAUCAGAAAGUUUUUCAUUGGUUUUGAUCUCAGCCAAUCAAAAGAGUGCUAGAAUCUUACAUUGUCAGAGAUUGGCUCCUGAACUGUGUGAUAGAGAGGUUUGAGCCAAUCAUCUACUGUGUUACAUACUGACUACCAGCUGGGUGUUGUCCCCUGUCUUGUGGUGUGUGGGUGGAGUGAGGCUGUCCCAGGCUGUAAGGCGGAGAUGUACAUAUACAACAAUAAACUUAUGCUAUGUAAAAUA